AUGUUAAUUGUACAAGUGCUCCUUAUAACAGCGAGGGCGGCAUUAACUGCUAAUGCCAGCGCCCAGCGGGCAUCCAGCCUCGAUGCCAGCACCACUUGUAACGAAACCUGCAAAGAGCUCGUUCUUCGUGUUUCAUCCUGGGAAGCGGAGCAGAGAGCUUCAGACUUCUCCUUUUACACUGUCCCGGAAAAUUACUCUUCUGCCCUUGCGCCGGGCACCAUUUUGUCACUGGAACGGACGACAAACUUGACAAAUUACACAGUCCCGACGCCGCUGACCAUGUCUCGAAUGCUCUAUACCACCGAAGACCUGAAUGGAACUGUAAUUCCAGCGUCGGCUUACAUUCUUUGGCCAUCAAGUCCUCUCCGAGUACCGGUAGCAAAUUCGUCAUCAAACAACACGCAGUGGCCGAUGGUCGCGUGGGCUCAUGGCACCUCGGGAGGUCUAUCGCCCUGCGCUCCAAGCAACUACCGGAGCCUCCAGUACCACUUUCAGGUGCCCUUCACCCUCGCGCUACAGGGCUACGUGGUCGUGGCACCAGACUACGCAGGCCUCGGCGUCGGCAAGCUUCCCAACGGAGACACCAUCGGACACCCAUGGGCAGCAUGGCCGGCGCAGGCAAACGACAUCGCAAACGCCAUCAAGGCGGCACGCAAUGCUUUCCCCCAAGUUCUCGAUGCCAACGGACCCUUCGUGGCGAUGGGUCAUUCCCAGGGCGCCGCCGCUGUGUGGUCAUUCGCAGAACGUCAGGUUCAAAAACCGGUGGCGGGCUACAAAGGGGCAGUGGCCUUCGCGCCGCCCACGGGCAUUAUCGAGCAGGUCAGGAGGGCCCGAUCUGACUACGCCGCAAACAAGACGCAGCUGUGGACAAAUGCCUUCCUCAGUUUCCAGACGCCGCUCAUCAAGGGCAUCACCGCUGCGUAUCCGUCCCUCAAUCUCUCAGGCAUGACAGAGCUUGGUCGAGAUAGAUGGGUCAAUGUCCAGGAGGCUGUUCAGGGGUGCCUGCCGACGAAGCAAGUAGCGAGUAUCGGUGCCCCUUCGGUGGAGAUGGCAUAUCGUAACUGGACGGAGCAACCCACGGUUCUUGAGUUUGAGAAGAGGGCUGCAACUGGACGGAAACCCUUCAAAGGCCCAUUUCUAAUUAUGUCUGGAGACUUAGACUCUAUAACGGAUAUCAACAACCUGAAGGAGACUGUCAGAGAUACUUGUGGCACUUUCGACACAAAAGGUGUCCAGGAGAGUUUACAAUUUGUCGAGUAUACUGGGCAGAACCAUUUUCCCGUCAUUCAGGCCAGCCAGAGUAAGUGGUUUAAUUGGGCCAGGGAGAGAUUCUUUUCGUCUGCAAAUCCAGAUCCCGGGUGCAGUUUUGAGGUUGUCAAGGGUUUUAGGGGCGAGGAAGCUCUCAACUCAUUGUUUCCAAACUUUCUACUGGAAACUGCGGGCCGAGGCGACAGCUGGAAAUACUCGCUCUAA
Molecule: messenger RNA, 1473 nt
Organism: Diaporthe amygdali
Lineage: Eukaryota; Fungi; Ascomycota; Sordariomycetes; Diaporthales; Diaporthaceae
Exons: 1
Coding region: 1-1473 (490 amino acids)
Biological process (GO): lipid catabolic process
Molecular function (GO): triacylglycerol lipase activity
Source: RefSeq, a predicted model, not a curated record